This is a messenger RNA of Rotaria socialis, 471 nucleotides long. Lineage: Eukaryota; Metazoa; Rotifera; Eurotatoria; Philodinida; Philodinidae. The record is from the annotation of a GenBank genome assembly.
AUGACUGAUAAUUCACUAUCGAAGUCACCAACAUCACAUUUUACAUCAUCGUUUAUUGUAACAAAUUCAUCUAAACAUCGUUCAAACGCAUUUAUAUUUCCAAAUGGUGAUCAAUAUGAUGGUGAAUAUAUUACCACCGAGGAGGGACACAUGAUGCGCCACGGUCAAGGUAAACAUACAAGUGCUGAUCAACAACUUAUUUAUGAAGGAACAUGGAAUCGAGAUAAAAUGCAUGGAACAGGACGAUUAACUUAUGGAGAUGGGUCAUAUUAUGAUGGAGAAUUUCAAUCGAAUUAUUUCGAAGGUUUAGGUACAUACAGAUGGCCUGAUGGUGCAGUAUAUACUGGAAUUUGGCAAGGAUCAAGACCGAUAGGCAAAUCAGAAUAUAUAGGACCAGAAUUGGCUGUACCAUUUGUUGGUAUCGCUGACGGACAAGUAUCCUCUAUGCGAUAUAAAGUGUCUUCUGUAUAG